AUGUCGACCUCCUCCACCCAACUCCCAGUCCUUGACUUUAUCAACUCCACCCAGCAACCCAACUCCAGCAUCUACUUGUUCUCCAAGUUCAUCCACCCUGACAAAGAACUGUACACAGAAUUUUACAGCUUGUGGAUUGCCCUGAUGGUAGUUAAUGCCAUCAUUUUCCUGGUGGGUGGUGUGCUAAACAGCUUGGCACUCUAUGUCUUCUGCUUCCGUACCAAGACAAAAACCACCUCUGUUAUUUACACCAUCAACUUGAUUGUUACUGAUCUCCUGGUGGGCUUUUCCUUGCCUGUCCGGAUCAUCAUGUUCUAUAGUGCAGGGGACUGCCUGAAUUGUUCCUUGGUUCAUAUCUUUGCCUACUUUGUCAACAUGUAUUGCAGCAUCCUUUUCUUGACGUGCAUCUGCGUUGACCGCUAUCUGGCAAUCGUACAGGUGGAGGCCUCACGUAAGUGGAGGAAUCCCACCUGUGCCAAAGGGAUCUGCGUCUUCAUUUGGAUCUUUGCCACUGUGGUGACUUUCUCCAUCCUGAUCAUGGCAAUACAGUUUGCUGCAUGCUGCCUCUCCAAGAUUCUGGUCCUGAUGGUCUGUGAGUACUUCUUCCCGCUCAUCAUAAUCAUCUUCUUUACCACCAGGAUUAUGUGCGCUCUGUCCAAGCCCAGCCUCAUGCACCAGAGUCGGGAGAGGAGAAUGAGGGCUGUGCAACUCCUUAUCACUGUCCUCAUCAUCUUCAUGAUCUGCUUCACUCCUUUUCACGUGCGACAAGUAGCAAUCUCCAUCAACCCAGACAUGACCCAUGAUGUCAGCCUCCUUGUCUACCAUGUGACAGUGACUCUGAGUAGCCUCAAUAGCUGCAUGGACCCAAUUGUUUACUGCUUUGUCACCAAUAAUUUCCAGUCAACCAUGAAGAACAUCUUCAGGAAAACCGAGCCAGAGCAAACCAGUGUGGACAUCCUGGGUAUGAACAAGAACUCCAAGGGCUCCAAUGCAAUUAUUGCCUUCUCAAACACAAUAGGACGCCCUGUGAGCUUGCCAUCACCAAACAAUGUCCAGAUAUAA
This is a messenger RNA of Eurypyga helias (sunbittern), 1062 nucleotides long. It is a transcript of the gene GPR20, whose product is annotated as G protein-coupled receptor 20. The record is from RefSeq and is a predicted model, not a curated record. Lineage: Eukaryota; Metazoa; Chordata; Aves; Eurypygiformes; Eurypygidae. Gene Ontology annotation, cellular component: membrane. Gene Ontology annotation, biological process: phospholipase C-activating G protein-coupled receptor signaling pathway; positive regulation of Rho protein signal transduction. Gene Ontology annotation, molecular function: G protein-coupled receptor activity. The transcript has a single exon. The coding region runs from base 1 to 1062 and encodes 353 amino acids.